Messenger RNA from Zophobas morio, 2801 nucleotides. RefSeq lists its product as uncharacterized. Lineage: Eukaryota; Metazoa; Arthropoda; Insecta; Coleoptera; Tenebrionidae. The transcript has 5 exons. Bases 232 to 2595 code for a protein of 787 amino acids. The record is from RefSeq and is a predicted model, not a curated record.
UCGAUACGCCGCGUAGCACUUGAGGUAAAUCCGAUGCGUUGAAUGCGAAAAUCGUACAGCAAAAAGACGCAACAGAAAAAAAUGUGAACGUUAAGUGAGUGGAUUUUUAAAGUGUCGUGGUUUACCUGUGCUUCAAAUUUUUUAUUGUUGGAACUGUUCUCGCCAGGAGUUAUGGAUUUUUGGCACUUGUGAGGGUUCCACCUGAGGAACCCCUUUCUCACCCCCCUGAAAAUGCUGCGUUACACCAAUGAACAACUCGCUUCGGUGGUGGCCAUCCCCAUCGUGACAAUUCUCCUCGUCUGGACCACCGCCAUUUUCCAACGCAACCGCAAAACCUGGGGCUCUUACGACAUACCCAUAGUUUCGAUCUUAAUCUUAAGCAUCAUCAGGAACCUCACCAUCCUAGCAUACACACUCUUCGUUACGCUAAACCAAAACACUAUCGACGUCGACUACUGCAGCGUCAUAAUUUGGAUUUUCAACUCCAUCCACACUUUUCAAGCGAGUUCUUUAAGCACACUAGCCAUCAUCGGACUCUUCUCUGUAAAAUUACACCGUAAACAACAACACUUGCGUCAGUUUUUGACACCCACUCAUGUUAUUUACCAUUUGUUUUGUUUGACCACACUGUGCGCAUGCGUGGGGGUCGCCGCCAUCUUGGCCCAACACGACCGCGGCGCGAAUUUCAAAAAUCUAACAGUUUUUGACACCAACCCUUGCAAGUUCAUGCCGUUUGAUCUUGAUAUCAAAUACAACGUUUUUAUAAUCGUUUUGAAUGUGUUUUUAGCGUGUGUUUCGGUGAUCGCGUUCAUAGCUACGUGUUUUAACCAUUUUAAAAUUAAAAGAAACGGGUUCGACUAUCUGAAGAAAUCUAAUUCGGAUUUGAGCGAUUUGAGUUUGGGUCUUGGGAAUGAAAAUAAAAAUUAUUAUGACACUUAUACGAUCCAGAGGGGUGGCCACCACUUGGACCACCAUUACUACGAGGGACAGAACAACAAUGUCGUUUGGAAUAGCGACGUGUCGAAUAUUUCGACUACGGUGAGCUCGACCAAUAGUAGACGGCCGUGCAUUAAUCAGCAGCCAGUCAAAAGCGAAGAAGAAUGUAGAACUGGACUGGAAACAAUACAUCCGGUGUUGAUAGUUUGCUAUCUUUUCUACCAUCUACCGCUGAUUGUGUUAUGUAUAUAUCCAGAUCUAGUCGCACCUUGGCCGAUAGCUGGAGUCGCUUUAUGGCUGGGUUUAGUUCAGGAUCUUUUAAUUCCUAUAGGACUCAGUAUAGUCGAUUCACGAUUUUGUAAAUGGGUGUCUAACGUUUACAAGUGUUCGAAAAAGCGAGGAAGCGAUAAGUUGCCACACGUUGGCUUAGAUGGGAAAUUCCGUCCCUUCAGCAGCCCCCCACAAAGCCUUGAAGUUGCGCAACACCACCAAACCAGACCACUUCAAACAAUGGAGCAUCGAUUCCCCAUCACUAACGGCUCUCUAUAUACAAGCAUAGAUGGAAGGUUACCAGUCAUCCACAACUACAGACGCCAUAAAGACUCACGUGCUUUGAAACAACACAACGACCCAAUGCACGUUCGUCGCCAAGAGUUUUUCGACCACUCGUUUCAACCCCCUCCACCUCCGCAACAAGAAGGGUACAGUUGUAGAAGCUGCGAGGCAGACCUUUGCCCAAGUCAUUCAAAUUUGCAUCACUUGAGUCCCCAUUACAUAAACAAGCAGCUUAAUUUAAUGCACCACAGCAAUCUUCUACUUAAUAAGAAUCCACUAUUGGUCAAAAGGACCAGUCUGAGUCAGGAAAGCUUGAGGUACCUUCCGGAAAACCAGGGGUAUCAACAAGAUCAACUGCAUAACCCUAUCAUCAAAAAUUCCAGGAAUUUAGUGAGGUUGAACAAAAUGAGGCUGUGUAAGAGCGAAGAUAGUCUGAAUGACGUCGGUAAAGAGUUGCAGAACUUUAAAAAAAAUCCGGAAGUCUUUCAAAAAGCGAGGAAUAAAGACGUGAAUGAGCAGAUUUUGGAUUACUCCAGUUCGGACGAGGAAUACUUGACAGACAAUAACAACGAACGACAAAAUUUCGAUACUUUGAGCUCGAGGAGCUCGUAUUCGAUAACGACGGAAGCCAACUGUGAUUUUGAGUUCUUUCAGAGUAAGGAGACUAGAAAUCAGACGAAUAAUAAUUUUUGUGAAAAUAGGGUACCGAUGUCGACUUUUAAAACGACAGAUCAGUUUGAUAGAAAUAGUAGACCUAGUUCGAAACGGUCCCUUGAUAAUGUUGUCCAGAUUUUUGUCAAAGACAAUGAUUUUGCUAAUCAUGGUAAAAUCCAAAGGUCUAAUUCUUACAUGACGCUUGAAGAUAGAAAUAAAAAGAGGAAUAAGAAGUUGUUGAGAUCUAACUCGAAACUGUCAGACUGUACUCAUAAUAUUCGACAAAAAAUCAAGUCUGUUGAAUAUUUGCCAAAUUCUAACGCUAGUACUGUUUUUAUAGAAGAUGUAUUUUAUUUUAAUUAUCCCAAUCAGAGAAAUCGUGGAGAAGUAAGGAAUUACGUCGGAAGUGUACCUGAUUUAAAAAAAGUGUUUAUUUCUGAGUAUAUAUGAAGUAUUUAUUGUACUGAGUUUUUAAUUUGUAAAUAGUAACUCAUGUGAUUACAUUAUGUGUAUAUAGAUAAUGAUGAUCAAUAAUAAGUACCUACUGUAUCUUGUAAAUAUUUAGACUAAUAAGGACCUUACCAUGUACAUAUCUUUGUCUAAAAAAAUCUGUUAACGUAUUCAUUAAUAAAUAGGACAAUAUUACGUAUUACUGA